This is a messenger RNA of Teleopsis dalmanni, 1265 nucleotides long. It is a transcript of the gene mRpL39, whose product is annotated as 39S ribosomal protein L39, mitochondrial. Gene Ontology annotation, cellular component: mitochondrion. Bases 124 to 1125 code for a protein of 333 amino acids. The record is from RefSeq and is a predicted model, not a curated record. Gene Ontology annotation, biological process: threonyl-tRNA aminoacylation. Lineage: Eukaryota; Metazoa; Arthropoda; Insecta; Diptera; Diopsidae. The transcript has 5 exons. Gene Ontology annotation, molecular function: threonine-tRNA ligase activity; nucleotide binding.
GUCAAAACCAUAUGAUGUUUACAAAGGCUGUUUUGUAACCUCAUAAAGGUUUAUAAGUAAAAAGUUUUAUAAAUUAAUUUUCGUAGCAGUUCACACUUAACGUAAAUAAAACAUUAAAUAGAAAUGGCGCCGAGUGCAACAAUAUUAGUACCCACUUUUAAAUCAGUUGCGAAAUUCCACCAUUUACAAAAUUUACAUCGUUGUGCAAGUAGUCUAAGUGCUGCUUUAACGAAACGAAAUGAAUUAUUUGAUGAGGAACAACGUAGGCAGAGGGAAGCUGUUGGUCGUAUUGAAAAAAUUGAAGUGCGUUACUUGGGUUUGCCGGAGGAUGCGACGUUAGUUAUGAAUCGUUCUAUAUCGACACCAUACAACUGUGCGCAGCAUUUAUCUGAAGGACAUUGUAAACGUUCAGCUUUAGCUUUAAUCGACGGGAAAGUACCAUGGGAUAUGCAUCGACCACUUAAAGAUUCAUGCACAUUGCAAUUAUUAAAUUUUAUGGUAGCAGAUCCGAUAAAUGUAAACAAAGCUUUUUGGCGUACAUGCAGCUUUAUGCUUGGUGCUGCCUUACAAAAUUGUUUUAAAGAUGCAGCCGGAUUACAAUUGCAUAGUUUUCCAGGACCAAAUGUAAAAUCUGGUAGUUUUGUACAUGAUAUUGCGUUGGGCGUUAAAGAAUGGCAACCUACAAAUGCUGAACUGCGUGCAAUUUCUUCAGAAAUGGUCAAAUUGGCAGAGAAAGAUCUUAAAAUUGAGCGUUUAGAAGUUAGCGAUGAUUUAGCAAUAGAAAUGUUUAGAGAUACACAAUAUAAAAAUGAACAGCUACCAAGUAUUUCACAACAGAACCAAGGCCGUGUGGUACUAUAUCGAAUGGGUACACAUAUUGAUAUAUCACGUGGUCCAAUGGUAGGGUCCUCACACUUUUUAGGCAAGUGUACAAUUGCAGCAGUACACAAAAUUGCUGAAGAAAGUGAUAAAGAUACGUUAUUUAGAAUACAAGGCGUUGCUCUGCCCAAAGGUUUUGCAUUAAAUCAUGUAGCAUACGGAACAUUAGAGAAGAGAGCAAAGAAAUUGAACCCAGCUCGUCUGCCAACAGAGUCAUUUGAAGAAAGUUUCAUGCAGUUGGCAUGAGAGAUGAAGUUUUCCAAUGUUUAAUAUGGAAUGUUUUUUAUAAAAAUAAAAUAAAUUUUAUGAUAUGUUAUUAUUAAGCAUAAUAUGUCUUUGAUGUCGAAAUGUUAAAAAAAUAAACAAUUGCAUAGCAAGUAUAGAUU